UGCCAAAAUGGCGGGGAAGGGCUCUCACGCCCCGCCCCUCAGGUGAUUGCCAGGUUGUCCUGUCACGUGACACGCGGAGCCGGGCAGUGGCGAGUUGCUGCGGGACUCGCGCGGCGCGCUUGGGACGCUGUUGGCGGCGCGGACGGGAUGGAGCAGUGCGCGGCUCUGCUGUGGGGCUGGCUCCUGCUUGGCUGCAGUUGGGGCCCGGGCCCCCCCGGGGUCGGUGCUGCUGCGCUGUCGACGGCCACCUAUGUGCUGAACGAUGCCGGCGGGCUGGGGAGGCAGUUCGACGGGAUCGGAGCUGUCAGCGGUGGCGGGGCCACAUCUAGACUCCUGGUGAACUACCAAGAACCUUAUCGCUCCCAGAUUUUGGAUUAUCUAUUCAAGCCAGAUUUUGGUGCUUCUUUACAUAUCCUCAAAGUAGAGAUCGGAGGUGAUGGACAAUCAACAGAUGGUACUGAACCCUCCCAUAUGCACUAUGAAAAUGAUGAGAACUACUUCCGGGGCUAUGAAUGGUGGCUAAUGAAAGAAGCUAAAAAGAGGAACCCCAAAAUUAAACUUAUUGGAUUACCUUGGACAUUUCCGGCAUGGAUAGGGAAGGGUGAAAACUGGCCCUAUGACUAUCCAGAUGUCACUGCUUACUAUAUUGUUUCUUGGAUAUUAGGAGCUAAACACUAUCAUGAUUUGGACAUUGAUUAUGUUGGGAUAUGGAAUGAAAGGGCAUUUAAUAGCAAAUAUAUUAAGCUGUUGAGAUACACAUUGGAUAAGCAUGGUCUGCAACAGGUGAGGAUCAUAGCCAGCGAUAGACUGUGGGAGCCCAUUUCCUUUGUCUUGCUGCUUGACUCUGAGCUCCAUGGAGUGGUCGAUGCAAUUGGGGCUCACUAUCCUGGAACAAAAACGGUGCCAAAUGCCUUAUUAACUAAGAAGAAACUGUGGUCUUCAGAAGAUUACAGUACUUUCAAUGAUGAAGUUGGUGCAGGCUGCUGGGCUCGGAUCCUGAACCAAAACUAUGUGAAUGGGAACAUGACCUCAACCAUUGCAUGGAACUUGGUGGCUAGUUAUUAUGAAGAGUUGCCCUUUGGUCGAUGUGGAUUAAUGACAGCGCAAGAGCCAUGGAGUGGCCACUACAAAGUAGAAGCUCCUAUCUGGAUUACAGCACACACAACACAAUUUACUCAGCCAGGCUGGUCAUACUUGCAAGUGGAUGGACACUUACAAGGAGGUGGCAGUUUUGUAGCCCUGACAGAUGGCCUAGGGAACCUUACCAUCAUAAUUGAAACUAUGACUUACAAUCACUCGCAGUGUAUCAGGCCUCCACUGCCUCAUUUCACUGUGACACCUCAGAGAGCAACUUUCUACCUCAAAGGGUCAUUUUCCAUGGUGAAAACCCUUCAAGUGUGGCAUUCUAGACUUGAUUUUGAAUCUGGAAGCUCUAGUCUUUUUCAGCAACUCCAUCCUGUAAAGGUGUGGAAGGGAAGUUUUUCUUUAGAUUUAAAUGUGGAUGAAGUCUAUACUUUAACCACACUCAAAACUGGGCAGAAAUGUGGUUACCCAGAGCCUCCACCACCUCAGCCCUUUCCUUCAAAUUACAAAGAUGAUUUCAAUAUUCGUAAUCCACCUUUCAGUGAAGCCCCAAAUUUUGCAGAUCAGACAGGUGUAUUUGAAUACUUCAUAAACGCUUCUGACCCAGGAGAUCAUGUGUUCACAGUCCGCCAGGUGGUGGUUCAGCGACCUAUCACUUGGGCUUCUGAUGCGGAUCAGACCAUCAGCCUCAUAGGAAAUUUUAAGUGGGUAAACAUGACAGUCACUUGUGACAUCUACAUAGAAAAACAACGUGAUGGGGGUGUGUUUGUUGCAGGAAGAGUUGAUAAUGGUGGGAUAUAUGUUCGACGUACCAAAGGAGUUUUCUUCUGGGUUUUUGCAGAUGGCACCUACAGAGUCACUGGUGACCUAGCUGGAGAAGAAAUAUUAAUGAAAGGACUUUCUGGUGUCCGGGAUAAUGCAUGGCACACGCUUACUCUCAACAUUCAGGGCACUUCUGCCUCAGGACUGCUAAAUGGUUACGCACUCUGGGAGAAUGUCACCGUUUCUCAACCGAGUAACGGCUGGGCUGCUAUUGGAACUCGCUCCUUUGAGUUUGCACAGUUUGACAACUUUCAUAUUGAAGCUAGCUGAGGUGGCUUUUGCGUUUAGCGAACCCAGUUCUCAUAUCACUUUGAAUAAGAGCCAGUUCAAACUUUGAGGACAACUUAAUGCUAUGCUGAGAUUGAACCGUUGGCAAGGAAUCCAAAUUCUGUCCUUAUUAUUUGUGAAAGGUUUACUUGAGUAGAUAUCAACAUGACUGUAACUUUAUCCCCUGAUUGCUGUGGGGGUUUUGCUGUUUGAUUUUUGAGGGUAAAUUUCAGUUCAAGGUAAUGAUGAAAAAAAAAUGAUAGAUUUAAAUCUUUUUUAAUAACAUCUUAACUUCCUAGCUCACUUUUAAGAUAACUUUAGAAGUUAAUAGAAGACAGAGGCAUUCAAGCUACAUUUUUAACUCACGUGAUUGUGUCCAUUCCUUUCACUCUGAAAGAUAGAAUUACAUGCCAGUAAGCCUUAUGAGCCAGUCACCCCAUACUUUUGUAGAUCUGUCAUUCUUAAAUUUGGAUGAAGUACCUAUUUUUUCUAUAGUAAAAACCAAAAAGAUGUUUUGCCUGUUUUUCUGCUGCAGUCUGAGGCUAGAUAGUACAAUACUCCAAGUGCAUUUGAUUAGUUUUUCCUGAUUCCUUCUUCUAACUUUCAUUCCCAGCCCUUAAAUAGAUCAUAUUAUUUUCAGUGGAAUGGAAAUGUGCCAUAUGGCUGAUCAGGCAGUGCAGGAUGUGCCUUACGUCUGAACUACCUCUUCUUUCCAGUGAAACGGUUGAAAUGGAUGAAAAGAAACCAUAACUUGCAGUUUGUUAAUGAUAGCCUUGCAGGUUUUUUUGCAUGGUGCAAAGAAUAACAACUCUGCAUCAUGGAUGCUGGCAAGCAGAGUGCUUACUUUCAUGUUGGAUCAUGUGUGGAAAACGUGGCCUUUUGUUCCUAGUAAUUUGGGCAGCCAUCUCUCACUUUUGAUGGAUCUGAAGGUUAGAGCAGAAAAUAAUUAAAGCGUAAUAAUUUUAUUUAGCUUAAGAAAUUACUGUAGCACAGAGGAGAUAUGGAUACUAUCACAUCCUGGUAUAAAAGAAAAUUAAAACGCCAGACUUUGCCCAUAAGAGCUUGCAAUCUAUUCAUAACGUAAGUGACAGCAGGUGGAUGUAGACAGAAUUGUUUAGUGUGGCAGGCAGUCAGAUUGACACAAUAGUGUCUGGUUUUAAACUUCUCCUAGGCAUCUCGGAGUGAAGUUCAGAGGGAAUUUCAGAUCCUUGGGAAAUAAGGGAUUCUGUUUUGCUGUUGCUUCAUUGUUUGUGGGUCUGGGUUUUGGUUUGGGGGGGCGUUUGUUUGGUUUGGUUUUUUUUGGGUUGUGUUUCUUUUUUUUGUUAGGGUUUUUUUUUUUUCUUCUUUUUGGUUGUUUUGUGUUUUUUUGUUGUUUGUUUUGUGCUACAAAAGAAGAAAAAAUAAAAAGGACUGAGAAUAUUGAGGAUAUAAUGAGGUACUGAAUGAGAUUUUCAUCACACACACUCCAAAUUCAGUUGGCCUCUGAAUUUUCCUGUUUGCUGUUUGUCAUUUUGUAUGAAGAUGAUGUUGGUUGCCAUAACAAAACAUGCUGCCUGUGUCCCUCUACUUUUCACAUUCACAUCCUGUGUAAUUGACAAGCAAGUAGUUCCACAUGCUUGACAGGACACUAAUAGCUGUAUGAGGCUGUCUGUAGCAGGCAAUAUCUUGAGAAACAGAUUUGCAGUAUACUUUGAUUUAUACAGAUUAAUAUCUGAUCCACUUUAUUUUGAAGGCUGAUUCCAGUGUUAACUUUAGUCUUCAAAGUUGUCAUCUAAUGCAGAAUUAAUGUAAUAUAAAUCAUUACUGUAAAACUUUUAUAAAGGUUAUUUUCCAAAUUAGCUUUUGGAGAAGAGUUCUAAGAAUUCCAUCUCUAAUAAGUAAAACUGUUUUAUUUUUUAGCUGUUAUACUGCUAUUGAUUGGUUAUGAAUCAUUCAUACAUGCAACUUUCAUACAUGCUAGUAACCUUGAAAAAUGGUUCAAACCACUAAACUUUAAAACUCUGUAGAAGGCUUCCAAGUAUUAAGUAACUUAACUGGGUGAAAAAUGAACGCUGUUUUUCCACUUCGGUUUCAUUUGAUGGUUGAAGUAUGGAUGCAAAUCUGUUCAUUACUUGCUUGAUUUCAGAAGAGAUGUCACUGGUAACUCCAGAUGUGAAGGAAUCUAAUUUUAUGUCCUCAUAUUCAAGUAAUAUGAGUAGAGGAGAAGUAGUUCUCGAUUAAACUUUUUAACUGUGAUGGAUUUUCCUAGUAGGAUACUUCUUGGAGACUUCCUGGUAGCUUGUGUGGCUGCAAGCAGUGUUUGUGUAAGAGAGAGAUGAGCAAUGAAGCAGUUAUUCCAAAGCAGCUGUCCAUUUUUUUUGCCUUUUAAUGCACUAGCGUAAUAAACUGUACUGUUACAUUGUGUACUAAACAGAAUGUAUUUUAUCACUGGAAGUGUUGAUUUUUUUUUUUCUUCCUAAUCUUAAUUUAUACUGUUAGACGAUUAAACUGUUAUGAACAGAGUAAGUGAUUUAAUGGUGAUAUAAUGUUAUUCAUCUUUUUAUGUCUGUAAUUCUUCACCCUUCAGCAGGCUGUAAUAUGUUUGGUAAUAACAAGCUGUCGGGUCUUUCACUGAGGGGUGGAUUUAUGUUGUUGAUUAUAAAUACUAAUCAUUCCAAAUGGACAAAUAAAACACUUAAAACCCC
This is a messenger RNA of Strigops habroptila (Kakapo), 4856 nucleotides long. It is a transcript of the gene GALC, whose product is annotated as galactosylceramidase. The record is from RefSeq and is a predicted model, not a curated record. Gene Ontology annotation, cellular component: lysosome. The transcript is spliced from 17 exons. Gene Ontology annotation, molecular function: galactosylceramidase activity. The coding region runs from base 148 to 2175 and encodes 675 amino acids. NCBI's taxonomy places the organism in Eukaryota, Metazoa, Chordata, Aves, Psittaciformes, Psittacidae. Gene Ontology annotation, biological process: galactosylceramide catabolic process.